Messenger RNA from Eimeria maxima, 2094 nucleotides. Its product is annotated as selenophosphate synthetase, putative. Lineage: Eukaryota; Apicomplexa; Conoidasida; Eucoccidiorida; Eimeriidae. The transcript is spliced from 6 exons. The record is from RefSeq and is a predicted model, not a curated record. Gene Ontology annotation, molecular function: ATP binding; selenide, water dikinase activity. Gene Ontology annotation, biological process: L-selenocysteine biosynthetic process. Gene Ontology annotation, cellular component: cytoplasm. The coding region runs from base 1 to 2094 and encodes 697 amino acids.
AUGGUAUAUGUAGUAGGAGCAGCAGCAGUUAUACAGGAUUUACCACAUCCUUGCAUGUCUGUAUUUGCUGCUAUGCUAUCUAAGGCUGCUGCUGCUUGUCCGCGCAGCAGCAGCAGCAGCAGCAGCUGCGCGUCUCGUUGCGCUGGCUGCUCUAGUAAGAUACCCCAGCGCGUAGUGUCUGCUGCUCUGCAGCAGCUGCGUCACCAUAACAUGUUGCUGCAGCAGCUACAUGACCGUGAGGCACAGUUACAAUUACAGCAGCAACUGCAGCAGCAGCAGCAGCAGCAGCAGCAGCACGGGGUAGACGAGCAGCAAGACUGGGAACAAGAGAAGCCCCUAUUUAGUAGACCAGAGGUUAUAUGCGGACUAAAGACACCUGAUGAUUGUUGUCUCUUUUCUCCUGUCCCUUUUCAUUAUAAAAAGGAGACAGCAGCAGCAGCAGCAGCAGCAGCAGCAAUAGCAACAGCAGCAGGGGCAGCAGCAGCAGCAAACCCUCAACAAGAUAAUAAGGAUAUAACAGUUAACCCUCAACUGCAACCUAUGCCACUACUUGCACAAAGUGUUGACUUCUACCGGUUAUUUACUGGUGAUUUAUAUACAAUGGGUAGGGUAGCAGCAGCGCAUGCAUUAUCUGAUCUUUAUGCAUGCGGGGCUGAGCCUCUUACUGCCUUAGCUGUAUUCCUUAUGCAAAGGGCACCACCUGAUCUACAAGCAAACAAUUUGCUGCAGGUCCUAUGUGGGGCUAGCAGCGUAUUUGCUGCUGAGGGCUGCGAGCUAAGCGGAGGGCAUUCAGCCUCAGGCAAUGGGCCAACAGCAGCAGGAUUCUGUGUAACAGGGAGAAUCUUUUAUCCUGCUGCACCUACUGCAGCAGCAGCAGCAGCAGCAGCAGCAGCAGCAGGAGGCAAAGGAGAACAAGGCACCGACCAACAGCAGCAGCAGCAGCACGUAGUGUCUCCGGGUAGACCAUUAGACCCUGGCUUCCUGCUGCGCAAGGGCAGCAGCAGCGUAAGAGAAGGAUGCGUGCUGCUGCUUACUAAGGGUAUAGGUACUGGUGUUAUAUUUGCUGCGCAUGCAAAGUGCAGAGCCAAGGGAGGGUGGGUAGAAGCUGCGCUGCAGCAGAUGCAGCAAACCAACAGAGCAGCAAUGCGUGCGUUAAUACAGCACGGCGCAACUGCAUGCACCGACGUGACAGAAGUAUUGGAUACAUCUAACAAGGUGUUGGCUAAGGAGAGUCGUCUAGCAGCAGCAGCAGCAGCAGAAGCAGGUGGAGACGAGGCAGCAGCAGCAGAAGCAGCAGCAGCAGCAGCAGCAGCAGCAGCACCAUUAGUUGGUGCACGUGUAUGGCUAAAUAGAAUACCUUUGCUGCCUGGUGCAGCAGAACUAACACAAAGGGGGCUGCAUGCAUCCUUAUUUGUAGAGAAUGCUGCUGCCUCUGUGCGUCGUCUCCAUGUCUGCUCAGCAGCAGCAGCAGCAGCAGCAGCAGCAGCAGCAGAUGCAGCAGCAGCAGCAGAGGCACCUCUACCAUCACUACAUACAGGAAAUACUAGGGGACUGUCUCCUCAUGAGCAGCAACUAGGGGACGAGAGGAAGCUGCUGCAGUUGCUGCAGGAGCAGCUAAGGGGUACCUGCUGCUGCAGGCCCCCUGAGGCAGAUAAUAACACCACACAGCAGCAGCAGCAGCAGCAGCAGCAACAACAACAAUGUGGUAGACAGUGUACAGCAACCGUGCAAAGGAGCUGCAGCAAUAGCUGCAGCAGCAGCAGCAGCAGCGACAGUUAUGAGCGCAGCUGCUGCUGCAGCAGCCCAUGCACAGAUCCUUCCUUAGUCUUCCCCCUGCUGUUCGAUCCCCAGACUAGCGGAGGUUUACUUGCUGCUGUUCCUGCUGCUGCUGCUGCUUCCUGUCUUGCUGCGCUGCGCCAGCAUACUGCAGCUGCUGCUAUUGGAGACAUUGUCUCGCUUCCUCCUCCUCCUGAUACAGCGGCAGCAGCAGCAGCAGCAGCAGCAGCAGCAGCAAAAGGAGGCCUAACAAGAGCUAAGCCUAUAAUGAUUAUUGCCGAUGCUGCACCGGAGAAGGCAAGCAGCACCUGCAUGUAG